Daldinia caldariorum is the source of this 583-nucleotide messenger RNA. RefSeq lists its product as uncharacterized. The record is from RefSeq and is a predicted model, not a curated record. Bases 204 to 392 code for a protein of 62 amino acids. Lineage: Eukaryota; Fungi; Ascomycota; Sordariomycetes; Xylariales; Hypoxylaceae. The transcript has a single exon.
UCAUCCCACCUUUUUUUAAGCUUCAAAGUUAUCGAUAGCUGAUACAUCAAGCCAUCCUGAGACGACGCACUUUAACUUAAAACCAAGCAACUCUUUUCUUAUGUAGAAAACGUCAAUGUCGACAACCCGUGGUCGUGAAAUACCCCGAGAUGGCCGUAAAAUGCCAGGCACAGGGGCUAAAGAAGUCUUAGUUGCCUGUAUGCAUGCGUAAGCUGAAUUCAAGAUGGGAAAGUUUGUUUAUCGAAACUUGGUUUGCCCCUUUUCCCCUUACCGUCUCUUGGGACCGAAGUGGUUAUAUAAGUGACUCGAUCGAUCAUCUCUCCAUCCGGUCUGAACAACUCGCUCAUUACAUACACGUGUACGACUCCUUCAGUUUUAGACGAUCAUUCUGAGGGAUAUAGCCUAGCCAUUUAUUACUAGCCAAACCAACGUCCUCGAAACUUAACUUCCCUUUCUCACGUUUAUACGUUAGAUUUACUACAACACAGCCUGAUGUUUAUCAACAUGAAAGCAUACGCAGCACUAGCCUUUUUUGCGGUUACUACCGUAGUAGCUCAGACUAGUACUCAGACUGAUACUCAGG